Molecule: messenger RNA, 1275 nt
Organism: Sorex araneus (European shrew)
Lineage: Eukaryota; Metazoa; Chordata; Mammalia; Eulipotyphla; Soricidae
Gene: CXCR3
Product: C-X-C motif chemokine receptor 3
Exons: 2
Coding region: 40-1152 (370 amino acids)
Biological process (GO): G protein-coupled receptor signaling pathway; regulation of leukocyte migration; chemotaxis
Cellular component (GO): membrane
Molecular function (GO): C-X-C chemokine receptor activity
Source: RefSeq, a predicted model, not a curated record
GCAGCACCGUCUCGCCGCCUCCAGAGCGCCAGCCCAAGCAUGCUGCUCGAGAUGUUAGGCCAGCACCAAGUGUUCCAAACCACUGACUUUGAGUUCAUCAUGAAUGAGACUAGCCCUCCCUUUGACUACGAACUGGACAACAAAAGCGACACCUGCUGCACCUUCCCACCGUGCCCACAGGACCUCAGCCAGAAGUUUGACCAGACCUUCCUGCCGGUCCUCUACAGCCUGGUCUUCGUGCUGGGGCUGCUGGGCAAUGGAGCAGUGGCUGUGGUGCUGCUGAGCCAGCGGGCGACACUGAGCAGCACAGACACCUUCCUGCUCCACCUGGCUGUCGCCGACGUGCUGCUGGUGCUCACCCUGCCACUCUGGGCAGUGGAUGCUGCUAUCCAGUGGGUCUUCGGCUCUGGCCUCUGCAAAGUGGCUGGGGCCCUCUUCAACAUCAACUUUUACGCAGGGGCCCUCCUGCUGGCCUGUAUCAGCUUUGACCGGUACCUGAGCAUCGUGCACGCCACUCAGCUCUACCGCCGGGGGCCUCCAGCCCGGGUGACCCUGACCUGUCUGAUGGUCUGGGGGCUUUGUCUGCUCUUUGCCCUCCCAGACUUCAUAUUCCUGUCAGCUCUCCAAGACAAGCGUCACAAGGUCACCUACUGCAGGCAUAACUUCCCACCCGUGGGACGCACGGUACUGCGUGGGCUGCAGCUGGUGGCUGGCUUCCUGCUGCCCUUGCUGGUCAUGGCCUACUGCUAUGCCCGUAUCCUGGCUGUGCUGCUGCUCUCCAGGGGCCAGCGGCGGCUGCGGGCCAUGCGGCUGGUGGUGGUGGUAGUCGUGGCCUUUGCCCUCUGCUGGAGCCCCUACCACCUGGUGGUGCUGGUGGAAACCCUCACAGACCUGGAGUUCUUAGCCCGUGACUGCAACCGAGAAAGCCACAUGAAUGUGGCCAGAUCAGUGACGGAAUGCCUGGGCUAUAUGCACUGCUGCCUCAACCCAAUGCUCUACGCCUUUGUGGGUGCCAAGUUUCGAGAGCGCAUGUGGCUGCUGUUUGUGCGCCUGGGCUGUCCUGAGCAGAGGCAGCACCAGAGGCCACCUUCAUCUUCCCGCUGGGAAUCCUCCUGGUCUGAGACCACAGAGGCCUCCAACUCGGGCUUGUAAGUCGCGAAUGGAAGUGCCCCUUCCAACAUUCCUCUGGACGCUGCACACUGCAAACACACACUGGCCGCUCCUCCCUUUCUACAACCUCUAGCCCCCAGACAUGCCCCAGGGAGCCACUCUCUG